Messenger RNA from Salvia hispanica, 1188 nucleotides. The record is from RefSeq and is a predicted model, not a curated record. Lineage: Eukaryota; Viridiplantae; Streptophyta; Magnoliopsida; Lamiales; Lamiaceae.
AUGGAUUCCGACGAUGAAAAUUUUCAGCGCUUGGUCGAUGAGGAGUUCGGAAAACUCGUUGCAGCGGUGCAAGAUGAAGCCGACGAGGAGGAGGCGGCGGCCAUCCCUCGGCCGAGAUACCGUCGCCGGUUUAUCAACCGUGACCAUGUCGGAGCCGACCAGCGGUUGAUGGAAGACUACUUCGGCGAUAACCCCCGUUAUAAGCCGGAGAUUUUUCGUCGGCGAUUCAGAAUGUCGCAACGACUCUUCAUCCACAUUGCGGAUUGUUUGUCUCAGCGAUACAGGUGCUUCACCUUGCGGAGUGAUGCCACCGGUCGACCCGGAUUGUCGACAUAUCAGAAGUGCACGACCGCAAUUAGGCAGCUUGCCUAUGCCGGGCCUGCUGACAUGUUCGACGAAUAUCUACAGAUGGGCGAAACGACUGCCCUCAAGACGCUGAGGCAGUUUUGCAAGGGUAUCAAAGAACUCUUCAAAGGGGAGUACCUACGGAAACCGACGGCCGAGGAAUGCCAGAGACUGAUAAAUAUGCACGGGACAGUGCAUCAUUUUCCGGGCAUGAUGGGCAGCAUCGAUUGCAUGCACUGGGAGUGGAGGAACUGCCCGGUGGCUUGGAAGGGGCAGUUCACUUCUGGUUUCAAAGGGCUACAUCCCACGAUGAUUCUUGAAGCCGUUGCUGACUACCGCUUGCGAAUCUGCUUCGUGGCCAAUGGCACGCAGUACAACAGAGCAUACUAUUUGGCCGAUGGAAUAUACCCUCGCUGGCCCGUGUUUGUCAAGACGAUCCGACAACCUGUUGGGCCGAAGCAGACCUAUUUUGCAAAAAAACAAGAGGGUGCUAGAAAGGAUGUUGAGCGGGCUUUCGGAGUCCUCCAAUCGCGAUGGGCCAUUUUACGGUGUCCGCUUCGACAAUGGCACGAAAAUGAUGUCGCGGACAUCAUGACUGCGUGUAUCAUACUGCACAAUAUGAUAAUAGAAGACGAAGGCUUUACUGCAGAGCGUUGGACACCGGAAGAUGGUGCUAGCACAAGUCACGGUAUUGCAACCCCUCCUCUGCAGAUGGGUGUACCACGCAGUAAUGAAUACUUGAUUCAGCGCUUCACCAAUAUGCGGAGUGAAAUAUCACAUUCAACACUGCAGGCUGAUUUGGUUGAAGAGGUCUGGAACCGUAGAGGAGGGGGCGCAGCGUGA